GCCGUCCCGGCGAGUCCCGGGCUGAGGGAGGGAGGCGUCUCCGGGCGACGCGGUGCUGGCGGCGGGUCCUGGCUGCGGCGUGUGCACGCCUGCCCGCGGCUUCGGGGCACGGAGUGGCAUUUUGUGAAAAAGUAACAAAGAAGAAGUUUCUUCAAGGAUCCUGUCUAAGUGCACUUUUUGUUAAUACGUCAUUUCUAAUCUUACAGAAAAUUUCAGCGGCAGCCCGUGGACCAGAAGCUGCAAUCACAGAAGCCGUGUAUGAUGCAUUAGGCUAUUGAAGAAAAGCAAUUUUUAAAUUAAAUAUUUGGAAUAUAAGGGAGGAAAGGUGACCGAAAAUGGGGCGGAAGAAAAUACAAAUCACACGCAUAAUGGAUGAAAGGAACCGACAGGUCACCUUCACGAAGAGGAAGUUCGGGCUGAUGAAGAAAGCCUACGAGCUCAGCGUGCUCUGCGACUGCGAGAUCGCGCUCAUCAUCUUCAACAGCUCCAACAAGCUGUUCCAGUACGCCAGCACCGACAUGGACAAGGUGCUGCUCAAGUACACCGAGUACAACGAGCCGCACGAGAGCCGCACCAACUCGGACAUCGUCGAGGCUCUGAACAAGAAGGAGCACCGAGGGGGCGACAGCCCAGACCCCGAUACUUCCUAUGUGCUAACGCCACAUACAGAAGAGAAGUAUAAAAAAAUUAACGAGGAGUUUGAUAAUAUGAUGCGGAAUCAUAAAAUCGCACCCGGGUUGCCGCCUCAGAACUUCUCCAUGUCCGUCACGGUCCCUGUGAGCAGCCCCAGCGCCUUGUCCUACACCAACCCCGGCAGCGCGCUGGUGUCCCCGGCUUUGGCGGCCGGCUCCGCCUUGGCAGACUCGGGCAUGCUCUCGCCGCCCCAGGCCGCGCUGCACCGGACCGUGUCCCCCAGCGCCCCGCAGCGCCCGCCCAGCACCGGCAGUGCGGGUGGGAUGCUGAGCUCGGCGGACCUCACGGUGCCCAAUGGAGCUGGGAGCAGCCCCGUCGGGAAUGGCUUUGUAAACUCGGGAGCGUCUCCAGAUGUAACUGGAACUACGGGUGCGAGUGGCUUAGGCAGAGUGAUGCCUACAAAGUCUCCCCCCCCUCCAGGUGGCGGCAGCCUGGGCAUGAACAGCCGAAAGCCGGACCUUCGCGUCGUCAUCCCUCCGUCCAGCAAGGGCAUGAUGCCCCCCCUGUCGGAGGAAGAGGAGUUGGAGCUGAGCGCGCAGCGGAUCAGCAGCUCGCAGGCCUCCCAGCCCCUCGCCACCCCCGUGGUGUCCGUGACGACGCCCAGCCUGCCCCCGCAGGGGCUCGUGUACUCGGCCAUGCCCACCGCCUACAACACGGAUUACUCGCUGACCAGCGCGGACCUGUCGGCCCUGCAGGGCUUCAACUCCCCGGGCAUGCUGUCGCUGGGCCAGGUGUCCGCCUGGCAGCAGCACCACCUGGGCCCGGCCGCCCUCAGCUCCCUGGUGUCUGGCGCGCAGUUAUCUCAGGGUUCGAGCCUCUCCAUCACCAACCAGAACGUCAGCAUCAAGUCGGAGCCCGUCUCGCCGCCUCGGGACCGCGUGACCCCCUCGGGCUUCCAGCAGCAGCCGCCGCCGCCCGCCCAGCCCCCCCAGCCCCCCGCGCAGCCCCGGCAGGAAGUGGGGCGCUCCCCCGUGGACAGCCUGAGCAGCUCCAGCAGCUCCUACGACGGCAGCGACCGGGAGGACCCGCGGGGGGACUUCCACUCCCCGGUGGUGCUGGGCCGGCCCCCCAACACCGAGGACAGAGAGAGCCCGUCCGUGAAGCGCAUGCGGAUGGACACGUGGGUGACCUAGGCCCGCGAGGCGGCGUGUGUGACCGCAGUGCACUGCCCCGCGCCGCGCAGGGGGGGUCAGGACAAGAGGUAAAGCUAUUUAUAUGUACAUACAUACAUAUCUGUCCCGUCACGUAUGUAUGUAUGUGGUGUGAGUGUGUGUGUGGGUGUGUGUUGCAGACACAGAUCAGGCCCUUCCCUGCCGACUUGUCCGUCUGCAGACGUGGGCCGUGGGCAGCGGGCCCGGCGCCCGGGACGCCUGUUUCCUAAGCGAGUUUUGCAGAGAAACGUGUGCCCGCAGGGACCUCGCCGCGGGGCCGUGUCCUCCCGAGAAACGCUUUGUAGACAGAGCAGCGCAGGAACCAGAAAGCAAUACUGUACAUAGUGUCCCCUCCCUCCCACCCGCAUGGCCUCGAGGGGUGCAUGGGGGAGGGCUCGCCACAGGCAGAAACGAAACAAACCCCACGCCUCACCGUGUUGCACGCGCAGUGUAUUGGGUCGAAGAAGUGAUCCUUAGCUGAAGAGAGACUAGCAACGCAUGAGACCCGCCGAGAACCCUAGCCUAGAGAUAGAGAGCUAACCCAGCAAAGUAAUAUAUUAAGUUAUAAUUGGGAUAUGGCAGAAGUUUCUUUUUACAGUCGCAUCUUAAAAGUUAAAGAAACGGAUUUUAGCUCAUGUAUAUUUUAUAUGAAAGAAAACACCCUUAUGAAUUGAUGACUAUAUAUAAAAUUAUAUUCACUACUUUUGAAAACAUUCUGCUAUUAUUUAUAUAAGCCAAAGCUGUAUGUUUAAAAAAAAUUUUUUUUUUUUUUUUUAGAGAAUAGCUUUAUCUUGUUUUAACUUUUUAGUUUUAUUCUAAAGGGGGAAAAAUAUCUUGCAAACAGAACCUUGGGGGAAAAAAGCCAUGAACACUUAUUAUUCUAUAUGUAAAUUGAAAGUUGAGCCAAACUUUCUGUACAUAGCAUCUUAAAUAUAUUACACCUUCGAUGUAAGUCCCUAUGUAUUGUAUGGUCACCAGAUUAAAAAGUAUAUUUUUGUGGAUUUGCCGCCAAUUUGGGGGAAAAGGCGAGAUCCUGGAGUAGAGUACUCACUGUUUGAUAUUUCCUAUUUUGUUAAAUCUCCUGUACUUUGGGUGUUAAGUACUGGCCAGUCUCUGCGAGGACUGUGCGCGGGGCCCCCCUCCUGGUGGUGUGUGUGCUGUUGCACUGUAAUCCGUGUGCUGUGUGGGGUGAGCAUCCUUCUAUAUUUUAUAUGUGUACAUAAAUAGCAACGUGGCAAAAAAAUUGGUGUUAAGUUCAUCCUGCAUAAGUAGAAAAUGUGUUGUAACAGAUUUUACAAGGCAUUCUUGAAAACUUGCCUUUUGUGAGGAAAAAAAUUUAGUAGAAAAAGCGGACCUGAUUGACAGAGAAAAUGGCAAAACAGGUGUGCACCAAGGUUCCCUACGUGGGAAACGGUGAGGGAGGCACCCGGGGGGCAGGGUCUUCUCUCGGGACCCCCUCGAGUGGCAUGACGUGGCUGGUCACGGAGACGCCACUUCUGGGGGGACUGGGGUGCAGAUCUGGGCUCGGCCCGCCACCCCGAGGUCAGUGCACCCUCAGCUGGGGCUUGACCACAGCCUUACCCUCACAGGAGGGAGUGGGGGUCCCAGGUUCACCGCUCCCGGCUGGUGCCGUGAACCAAAUUCCAAGCCCCGUCAUGUAUGUAUAUCUACCAAUGUUUUAAAUACUACUUUUCCUGAGAAACUCAAAAUAAGGGUUCAAAAUGCUGCUAUUUUCUACUUUACAUUUGCUAGGAGCAGCUGCCGCCAGUUUGUACUGCGUUUUGUUUAUCCCCCUCAAGUGCACCGUGUGCUCGGGGGACAAACGUCAGCCGGGCGUGGCCACACGGGGCGGCCUGGCCCUCCGAGCCCCGGUCCACUCUGUCCUGAUCGAGGCCAAAAAGGGAGCGAGGGGCUCUCUGCACACAGGGCUCCUUCGGAAAGGACUCCUUUUCCUUUAAAAUGUCCUCUUCCUGAACUGCUCACUCCCAGGCACAUCCAUAACGCCCCCCUAAUGGAGACCAGACAGCCCCCCACCGGCGACCCUCCCCGCUCUGCAUGUCCAUGACCUCCUGCUGCACCUGGGAUGGGAGUCCCUCACUCACUGUCUCUCCGUGUGCCUUACGAGACGGCUUUCCGACUGUAUCUCGAUAGUCUCCUUCCUAUGCAGGUUUCCGAUCAGUGCGCCCGCUGUUUCUAACACCGCCACGCGGGGCAGCCGCCCCCGCACCCGCACCCACAGCCACACCGACCGGGAGCGAGGGGCUGUGCUUCCAGGGACUGAAUCCAGACUGUUACCCUCGCCCCACACGCAGUGACCGGGAACAUGGACCUCCUCCCCAUGACGCCACGUACGAACACGCCUCCUGCUGGGCGCCACCCGACUGGGCAGGACACUAGCGGGGUCGCCCAGCACCUCCAUUUCUCACCCUUUUAGACGCGGGGUUUUGUAUGACACCAUCACAGACUUACCUUUCCCGAGGAAGUAUUUUACUACUAAACACAAAAACAAAGCUCAGCGGGGAUGGCACUGGUCGGUCCAGUUUCCAGCCGCUGCACUUCCAUCAGGACCCCACCCCAGGGAGGGCGAGGGUCCCCAUCGUACGUCACACGGCCCCCCCACACUCCAUCUCGAGCCCUCAGUACAUCCACUGCGUUAGACUAAAUCAGGGUUUGUUCUAAAGGAACGUUUCACCAUCCCCCCCCCCCCCCCCCCCGCAUCCAUCCGUUUUCCGCACGAACCGUCCCGCGCACGAGAGACCCACGGGGAACAAGGACGGGGGCUCCUGGCUGGGAGCGCAGGGAGCCAGGCGAUGAGAAUGUGAAAGGACUGACAAGUGCAAAACCGCCCUUUCUCUGUAGCACUCCCUCCCUUUGCUGUGCGAGAAGACACUGCUUUGCUAUAUUUAAAACGGCUUUUUUACAAGAGGUUUAUGUCUUUGGUAAAUGUUUGUAGUCACCAGUUCACACGGAAGCUGUACACGGUUUGAUCAUGUGAACCUUUGGCGGCACAAGCUGGACUUUGUUGCCAUCCUUGAGAUGAAAAAUAAGUUAAUCUUUUUCCCGGACGUGUUUUCUCUUCCUUCUACAAUAAACAUGACAGUGAACUUUUUACCAAUC
Molecule: messenger RNA, 4961 nt
Organism: Eptesicus fuscus (big brown bat)
Lineage: Eukaryota; Metazoa; Chordata; Mammalia; Chiroptera; Vespertilionidae
Gene: MEF2A
Product: myocyte enhancer factor 2A
Exons: 12
Coding region: 336-1826 (496 amino acids)
Biological process (GO): cell differentiation; positive regulation of transcription by RNA polymerase II; heart development
Molecular function (GO): protein dimerization activity; DNA-binding transcription factor activity, RNA polymerase II-specific; RNA polymerase II cis-regulatory region sequence-specific DNA binding
Source: RefSeq, a predicted model, not a curated record